Fundulus heteroclitus (mummichog) is the source of this 5304-nucleotide messenger RNA. It is a transcript of the gene prkacba, whose product is annotated as protein kinase, cAMP-dependent, catalytic, beta a. Bases 1286 to 2428 code for a protein of 380 amino acids. Gene Ontology annotation, biological process: peptidyl-serine phosphorylation. The transcript is spliced from 10 exons. Gene Ontology annotation, molecular function: ATP binding; cAMP-dependent protein kinase activity. The record is from RefSeq and is a predicted model, not a curated record. Gene Ontology annotation, cellular component: nucleus; cAMP-dependent protein kinase complex. Lineage: Eukaryota; Metazoa; Chordata; Actinopteri; Cyprinodontiformes; Fundulidae.
AGUCGCAAUUUGCAAACAUGGAUGCAGCAACUAUCGGAGCCGUCUGGUCGAAACAGCGAAAUGUAACAAUACCAAUCAUGCUGGCAGCUUUUGGGGUUCGCAAAGGUCAUCAGAUAGUUGUUUUUUUUCCCCCUUUAUCACAUAAUGAUUAUUUCUUAUCACGCAAAUUCUCUUUCCACAAUAAUUAUCUCUUAAAACAGCCCAAAAGGUCAUCUUAGGUCAUGUCAAUAAUCAGCUGUUUUCUUAUGUGCACAAAUACUUCUUCUUCUUUUUUUGUUUCAUCCCCAGCAAAGUUAAUUUCAAUGUAGUUAAAGCUUUUCAAUUAAGUCAGUGUUAUGACAUGCAUCUCCUUAGAAAACUCCUAAAAAGACGUACCAUCACUGUUUGGUUCCGGUCCAAAUGCCUUGCGUGUGCAGCUGGUUGACAGUGUAACUCUUCUAUAGGUCACUUGGAAGAAGCGGUUGUUGUUGUUGUGAGCAGCCAGUCUAAUCCAGCAAAACUGUGUCAUAGCUUGUGACCCGUCUGCGGAGGCCUGAUCUUGACCUGCUUUCUGGUUGGCAUUAGCUUGCGCUGUCUAACAAACUUGCGAUUCGGGCUGCCCGCGGUUUCUGCAGAUGGAGGGCAGGGGGCUGACAGCAAGAUUUAGUGGAAAGCGCAAGCAAGAUAUAAAUGUACGGUGACAAAUAAUUCUUGGAUUUCUUAGUUCAAUUCUAAACAUUUUAUCUGUUAUUUUGACUUGUACAAACUGAUGAAACUUUUUUUUCCUACCACCCAUGAUUUAUUUAUUUAUUUUGUAAUGAUUGCAAAGGUUAAGAGGUAACGGAAAACUAAAGAGCUGCACUACGGAACAUAUCCACCAGAGAGCACAGUAGCCUGGCCGGGAUGCCUCUUUCCGUUACGUUGUGGGUGUUGCAGCUUUUUCUUAUCAGCAGUCUUGGUUUACAACGGCCGCAUUAAGUUUUUGACUUGACAUUUCAAACCGGGCCUUCCAGCCUCUGUUUAAAUUUCCUCUGUCAAAAAAAAAAGAAAAGAAAAAGUAAGCAUUACAGUUUUGCCUGCCAGAUGUAGCGAAUUGCCUUUUCAAUCAGCAACACCGACAAACUGGACACGUAUUUGGCCACUGUAGCAGAGGAUGUGAACAGGAAGCUCAACCUUAUGUGGUUAACCAACCAUUGCUGAGCACUUGACUUCAUACAGGAAGUCAGUAUCGCUGGUGUUAAGCCUGCAAACUGUUUCUUUGCCUGAGAACUUUUCGUACUCGCGCAGCAAGUUAUUUUGCCUUAAAAUGGCACAGGGAAAGGAUCACUCCUUUGCCAGCCGCUUAUUUAACAAAUAUCUCAAAAGUGGACAGGAGAACAAGGGACAAGAGAGUGACGUGCCUCAAAUCUCUGAGUUCACCAUCAUGUGGGAUAAGAUGAUGAAAGAGUUCUUAGCUAAAGCCAAAGAAGACUUUUUAAGAAAAUGGGAGUGUCCCGCACAGUGUACAACCACCCUGGAUGAGUUUGAAAGGUUCAAGACUCUGGGCACUGGCUCGUUUGGACGCGUAAUGCUCGUGAGGCAUAAAGGAACAAACCAGUUCUACGCCAUGAAGAUCUUGGACAAGCAGAAAGUGGUGAAGUUGAAGCAGAUAGAACACACACUAAAUGAAAAGAAAAUACUACAGGCCGUCUCCUUCCCGUUCCUCGUCAGAUUGGAGUACGCUUUCAAGGACAACUCAAACCUCUACAUGGUGAUGGAAUAUGUGCCCGGUGGAGAAAUGUUCUCACACCUCCGACGCACGGGCAGGUUCAGUGAACAUCAUGCAAGAUUUUAUGCAGCUCAGAUCGUGCUCACCUUCGAGUACCUUCACUCCUUAGACCUCAUCUACAGAGACUUGAAGCCUGAAAACCUGCUCAUAGAUCAACAUGGAUACAUCCAGGUCACAGACUUUGGCUUUGCCAAACGAGUGAAAGGCAGAACCUGGACAUUGUGUGGAACCCCUGAGUACCUGGCUCCAGAGAUCAUCCUCAGCAAGGGCUACAACAAAGCUGUUGACUGGUGGGCCCUUGGAGUUCUUAUCUAUGAGAUGGCCGCUGGUUACCCUCCAUUUUUUGCUGAUCAGCCGAUACAGAUCUAUGAAAAGAUUGUGUCUGGAAAGGUACGAUUUCCUUCGCACUUUAGCUCCGACCUGAAGGACCUGCUGAGGAAUCUGCUGCAGGUAGAUCUGACGAAGAGAUUUGGCAACCUGAAGAACGGUGUAAAUGACAUAAAAAACCAUAAGUGGUUCUCCACAACAGACUGGAUAGCCAUUUAUGAGCGAAAGAUUGAAGCUCCCUUCUUGCCAAAGUGCAGAGGACCCGGCGACACGAGCAACUUCGACGACUACGAAGAGGAAGACAUUCGCGUCUCGCAAACAGAAAAGUGUGCGAAAGAGUUUGCUGACUUUUAGCCGGGACUCCGUCGGGUUUCCGCGGCUUUGGGAUAUUUGCACUCUGGUGAGAGUUAUAAGGUGGAACCGAGGCCAUCCCGUGCUCCCAACAAUCGCCUCGUUCCUUCAUUCCGCACGGCUGAAAUGAGGCCGUUUUUUUGCCAUGCCCCCAGGUGCUGUGAGCGCCGAUCUACACACAGGCAAAUUAUGCAGACACCUUCCUGUGCUGCAACGAAGUACUAGACCACAUUCUCAUUGUUUUUGUUUCAUCUUUUAGUUUUGAGUCUCUCUCUCUUUUGUUUAAAUUUGAAUGUGAAAAACAACAUGCAAAACGAAUUACUCCCUUUUUAAUGAGGUACAGAAAGCGGUAGUAUAACCCUGUUGUUGCACAUGGUAUUGAAGGAGUUUUGAGGUUUUUUCUAAUCUAAUUUUUUAUUUUUACCUGUUGUCUGUUACAAAUUCCAGUGUGUUUAUUUUUUUAGGGGUCUGGUUGAGUUUUGAUUCAUUUAAAAAGCAUUUCCAUCCUUCCGGUGUCCUCAAGACCUGGAAGCGUGUGUUGUUGUUUCUUUUUUUUUUUUUUUUUUUUUUUAAAGCAUGACCAAAUUUUUGACAAAGAUGCAGAUCCGUUUAGAAAGAGGAAAAACUGAUGCAUUUAGGUUCUCCAGCAAAGGAAUUACUAGUUACAAGCGGUAUCAGGAAGCAGGAACAUGUCAGCGCUGUGUCAGCUAAACAGUUGUAGCAUGAUUUAUCCAUAUCUAAUCACAGGACAUUUCCUUUUUACCUCAGUCUUUUGAUGGAAAGAAAUUCUAUAUUUUCUAGGUACAAGUAUAUUUCACGAGGAGUGAAUCCGAAGAUGUUUGCGUUCUGUCUCUGCACACAGUUCGUAUGUUUGUGGUACGUUUAAGCGUCUGUCCAAGAAGUGCACUAGCAUGGCAUUUUUCAAUAGCUGAAAGGUCAGUCUGUUACAUUAUCUGAACGAUACUUCAUAGAAACGAAGCCGCGGUGCUCACAUGGGGGGGACCUUUGUCCCCCUUUGGGUUGCGUUGUGAUUUUUAACUGCUGUGUUUGAGCAGAGCGCUCAGCCCUAGAUUGUGAUCUUUUUCUUUUCUUACCUCUGCAUGUGAAUGUUUGUGCAGCAGCGUCACUGGAAGCUAAUAGUAUCCCCACUUUUUUCUUUUCUUUUCUUUUUUUUUAUUUCUUUUGCAACCUUGGAAUUGUGUCGCAGCAUGAGACGUGAAAGCAGGAGAUACUUUGAUCUAUGUAAUGCAAAUGCCAUAAAAAGUGAUGCCUAAUCACGCAGCCGCAAUAACAGAAGAGAGAAAUAUUAUAAAGUAUGGAUUUAUAUUGGUCACAGCUUGGCUGGUCCAUCGUUGGUCUGCAGUUAUAACUUUUAGUCUUUACACUGUUUCCUAACUGAAUUAUACCAGAUGUACCCAUUCUGCUUUGCAAAGCUUGGUGACAACAGCUUGAAAGUGCUAACGAAUAGAAAUGUUACAUUUUCAAAGGGAAUAAGGUGAAAUCUCUUUUUUUUUCUAAUUUAAGCCACUUCUUUUUAUGCUAUUUGUUCGUUUGUUUUCCAUUUCCAUCAGACAAUUCUAACUUUAUUAAGUUAUUUGUCUGACUCAAUGCAUAUUGUGCUGCUAAAAUGUAGUCCUUGACUCCACAUUCUCUUCUCUAGCAUGACGAUAUAUUGGAUCUAAAGAAUCUAUAUUUCAGAUGCGCAGUACCUACGUCUGUGGUAUACCUUUGAUGGCGUUUGUUUGUUUCGGAUGGCAGGUAUAUUUUUGCUUUUGGAAAGCCUUUAGUGCUUUAAAGAGGAGUCUCUCUCUCUUUCUUUCUCUUUCUCUUCCAACCAGCCACUGAGAUGUCUAAAGUUUGAAAUUUUAAGACCGGAAGCUGGACCCUCAGGGCUGAGGAGAAAAAUGCGCUGUUGACUCUUUCAAAAAGUGGCACCUGGGUCGUUACAUAUGAGGGGAUAAAAAAAAAAAAAGCUAUUUUAAUCAAUUUUAACAUUCUUAAACAACCACAUGCAAAAAAAAAAAAAGAAUUUUAUUUAUUAUAUAUAUUUUUUUGAUUGAAUAAGAGCAUUUUGUCCGAGCUCAUGUGCAUUUUAUUUUAUUAAUUUAAAAAGGUCACACAACUUUCUUAAACUUUUUAUUUAUGCAUAGAAGUCUAAAAUAAGAUUAAAAUUUAUAUAAGUCUCAGUAUAGGCGAGGAGACUGAAAAUUUGUAGUGUUAGAAACAGCAAAACUGUUGGAUUAUUUAUAUGUUGUUGUUUUUUUUCAUUUGCCACAGUUGAUGCAUAUUGACACCUCUAAUGCCUACUAAAAUGUAUCCUCUUUUUUUCUUCUUUUGUAUUUAAUCGAAGGACAUCCAGAAUAUAUAUAUAUAUUUUUCUUCCAGUUUGAAGGGUGAACAGAUUGUAAAGCCUCAAAAAAUUUGCAACGUUUUUUGAAAUUAGACGAAUCUCACCCGGCCCACAAGCAUGUCUCUGUCCAAAAUGCCUGUGUGUAAAUCCUCUCAGAAACAAACGUGUAGGCGAUCGCCAGCUCUUCUUCUGUAUCAUCUGUUCUACCCUCCCUCAUGUGUGUGAUGUUUGUUGAAAUUUUGAUGUGAAACGACGGCACCUUUACCUGAGCCAUCUCUCACACUCCUCCUGACUGAAGGAAACCAGUUCUAUGAGUUCUUGUAGCUAGUCACACGUGCCAGUAUGGGAAUCAAUAAUCUGAAAUGUGUCUGUAAUUUAGUUUGUGGAUAUUUUUGCACACCAUUUAGAAAGCUGACACAAUUAUUUUUCCCAAUCAUAUUUACUUGUCUUUGCAAGGGAAGUACACUUUGCUGUAGCAGAUUUUAUGUAACAAAGGAUAUGUCAUUAUAAUAAAUUCUUUUUAUUAAAA